GGAAAGGUAUCCAUCGCAACGCGAUUUCCAUAGGGCAUCCAUGCAUCACCCUUCAACCUGCAGUGGCUAAUACACGGCAUUCGGUCGUCUGAUAUUUGCUCUUUCCCUUCCAGUUUCCCGCGCCAGGUGGGCAAACACCCAGUCAACAGGCCAGCCGCAAAGCCCUCCCAAGGUGGAAUUGGCCUUUGAGCAACUGGAAGCUCUUAACCCCACUCGCAGAACGGACCCUUUCCUCGCAUCCUCUUCCAACACAGUCCAUCCAGUGCACUCCGGGACAAGGAACCAUCCACUGCAGCAAUCAUGACCGAGGUGUCGUCUACCCGUCUUUACCUGGGCAACCUGCCCAAAAAUGCUACCAAGGCCGAUGUCGAGGCUCACUUUGCAACCCAUGGCACCGGUGAGAUCACAGAGAUCAAGCUCAUGAAUGGGUUUGGUUUCAUCGAGUACAAGGAUGCCAUGGAUGCCCGUGAUGUCGUCCCAGCUUUCCAUGGAUCCGAUUUUAUGGGCGAGCGUCUCACUGUCCAGUUUGCCCGCGGCACGCGCCACCGUGAAGGAGGCAGCGGCUACAACCAUGAGCGCAACAGUGCUCCCCGGCCCCGCCGCACGCCUCAUAGAAUGCAAAUCACUGGACUUCCCAAUGAUACCAGCUGGCAGGAUUUGAAAGACUUUGCCCGUCAAUCCGGCCUUGAUGUCGUCUACUCGGAAACCAACCGCAAUUCUAACGGUGAAGGCUUCGUCGAGUUUGAAACGGCUGCGGAUCUCAGAACUGCGGUUGAGAAGCUGGACGGCCGUGAAUUUAAGAAUUCUCGCGUGACCUGCGUUGCAAACACUCAACCUGACUUUCCGCGUGGAGACCGAGCUCGUUCGCGAUCUCCCCGCCGUCCUUAUCCGCCCCCUGUUGAUGACUAUGAUCGGCGCGGCCCUCCCCGCGGCUAUAGCCCUCGUCGGGAUGCCUACCGGGAUGGAUACCGUGAGCGUACCCCCCCCCCAAGAAGGGACUACUAUGACGACCGGAGGGGCGGCUACCGGUCGCCUCCCCGUCGCGGACCACCCCUGGAUGAUUACCCUCCCCCGCGUGGCCGCUACGAUGACCCCUACCGUGCCCCACGUGACUACCCCCCGGACCCGUACGUCAAUGGACGCGGCGCUUAUGAUCGUCGCCCCCCGCCGCCGGACUUCCCGCCGCCGCGUGAGCCGUAUGCCAGGGAGCCCUAUCCUCGGGAUUAUGAGCGCCGCUACUAGAGAGCGCUUCAAUGUACCCUACAUAGCGACGGAGCUGCAAGUGCAGUAGGUGUCCAACUAGGGGGGCGCUCCAUGGCAUGUCGAUCCUGUUACGGUUAUGAGACCUCUCGGUGGGGCCCCUCGACAGAUUGUGACGGUUCGCUUGAUUGGGGACACCCAGAAUGGACUUGAUGAUGAACGGUUUCUUUUGUCUGGUGGUUGUGUUGCCGAAAAGCGUUAGGAGCCACGGUCGCGGUUGUUUCUUAGCCAAGUUUCUUGUUCGAUAGCUCAAAUGCCAGUUCGUCGGCGUUCCCGCACAUUGUCGAUUGCCCUCACUGAUAGUGUGGAUGAGUUUGGAUAGAACUGUUAGCUACACAACACUGAUGACGGUUUGGUCGCUUUCAAGAAAAUUCACUCUGGAGGUCAAGUGCGACCAAAACCACCCAAC
This is a messenger RNA of Canariomyces notabilis, 1669 nucleotides long. RefSeq lists its product as uncharacterized. The transcript has 7 exons. Lineage: Eukaryota; Fungi; Ascomycota; Sordariomycetes; Sordariales; Chaetomiaceae. The coding region runs from base 301 to 1242 and encodes 313 amino acids. Gene Ontology annotation, cellular component: cytoplasm; nucleus. The record is from RefSeq and is a predicted model, not a curated record. Gene Ontology annotation, molecular function: mRNA binding.